This is a messenger RNA of Psilocybe cubensis, 1530 nucleotides long. RefSeq lists its product as uncharacterized. The record is from RefSeq and is a predicted model, not a curated record. Lineage: Eukaryota; Fungi; Basidiomycota; Agaricomycetes; Agaricales; Agrocybaceae. The transcript is spliced from 2 exons. Bases 1 to 1530 code for a protein of 509 amino acids.
AUGUUCCCGCGGACUGCCCUCUUCCAGUAUGCACAUUUGGAUGCAGAAAUUUAUGGGGUGCACGACCAACUUGGAGAGCUGUUAAAGGAGCGUAGGGUUAACGAACGGCAGGUCAAUGUCGGCCACAACAUAUCUAUCCAUCGUUUUCCAGUCGACGUUAUGGCCAUCAUAUUCCAUUUUUACGACUUGCUCAAUGAACGCAAGCCGAUGACGUCGCCUCUUGUACUCGGAGGCGUAUGCGAAAGAUGGAGAGAUAUUACGCUGCAGACGCCCCUAUUAUGGGAUAGAGUUGUUGUUCUCCCGCCGAGAGACUCUACAGAGCUUGGUUUGGUUAAACUGUGGCUUGAUCGCUCGGAAACAGUACCUCUUUCCUUAACGGUUCAGCAUAAACACCCGAGUCCCACCCCUUGUCCCCCUUUUGAAGAUCUUAUCACGCUUCUCAGGCUACACUCUUCUCGUUGGACAACUCUUAAGCUCAUCGCCCCUGCCUCGGUAAUACAUGCCUUACUUCACAAUCUUGAGAAUGUCCCAGAUGUUAUUCGCCUACGAAUGGAUAUUCCGAGCAAUGACAGAAUGGAAAGCAUCUCUAUGCGAAAGCUAUUACGGCCAAGGACAUUUCAUGCCAAAAAGACGUCUAUCCAGCAAACCUUUUUGGCAUGGGAUAACCUCACGCGCUUGGACGUGGCCGCGAUAAAGAUGGACGAACUGGUCCAUAUAAUUCGCUGCGGAAAACAUUUGACAGAAUGUACGGCCAUGUAUAUUGCCAAACACGGACGGUCUUUUCCACUGCCCUCUGCGCCAUUUGUUCACAAAUCUUUGAAGUACGUCAAAACGACCUCCUCCUCUAACCUUUCAGACUUUUUGCGGUAUCUUACUCUCCCGUCCCUGCGAAAGCUCCACUACGACUUUCUCUGGGAAAACGCAUGGACGUCUGUUCCUGCGCUUAAUGCAUUCCUUGAUCGUUCCUCGGCUUCUCCCGAGACCUUCAGCUUUACCUUCAGCCUAGAACCUCAACAUCAUCAACAAGUUGAUUGGGUAACCUUGAGGGACCUUCCUAGGAUCACACAUAUGGUACUCGAUAUCGAACACAACACUCGAUUUGAUAUGACGACGGCCCUUUUUUCUAGACUCAGUGAUACUGCAGACGUUUAUCUCCCUCAUCUUCGUGCGCUUAAAAUCACUACGCCAACGAUGUCACAAGAAUCCUGGCGCCACUUUCAUAAAUUCCUCGGAGGGAUACACAACAAACACGACGACCCCAAUCAUCCACGAAGUAACAUUCACAAUCCUUUCCCUAUUGUCUCCGCUACAUCCUCCCUUCCCAACACCAUUACUCGAAAAGCUCAGAGACCAUUGGAAUCGGUAAUAAUUCACCUAAAAGACCGUUUUACCAGCGAUAUGGCGAGAAUGAUGGAUCCCUAUCUUCCGUAUUUUCUUGACGUCGAAAAAUUUGGGGUGAGCCUCAAAUUGGUCGAUUCUAUGGACUUUGAUAUGCUUCACAGGCCACCGAAGGUCACUGCGAAAGGCUGA